This is a messenger RNA of Pimephales promelas (fathead minnow), 5405 nucleotides long. It is a transcript of the gene cracd, whose product is annotated as capping protein inhibiting regulator of actin dynamics. Gene Ontology annotation, biological process: negative regulation of barbed-end actin filament capping; maintenance of gastrointestinal epithelium. The record is from RefSeq and is a predicted model, not a curated record. NCBI's taxonomy places the organism in Eukaryota, Metazoa, Chordata, Actinopteri, Cypriniformes, Leuciscidae.
CUGAAUGCGUACGGAACUGUCUCGAGGAGGAGGAGGACGAGACGAGCACUCGCAGCAUCAGCAACACACACAUUCACAUACACAAAGAGGUCAGCUCGCGUGCUGCGACUUGAAUGGAAGAUAACCGAGUGCCGCGAGACACAAUAAAGCAAGCAUAGGGACUGAUCGCUGUGCCGUGACACACGCGGGAGAGCACCAAGGAGCAGCAACCAAGCUUUGUAAAUCAAGGUGCAGAAGGUUGAAUCCAUGUUCCCUAAGGUUUUCCUUCAGUGGUAUGCAGCUCUUUCCAGCUGUGCGGCUGAAUUAGAGCGGCGACGGCAGGGCAAACUCCAGCCAUUCAGGCGCCUAUUUGGUAAAAAAAAAAAGGGAAGCAGAACGUGGGUUUGAGGGAUCUGAACUUAAACCCAGCCAUUCCACUGAUAAUGUCUGCAAUGGGGUGGCCACAGUUAAUGAAGAGAACAAUCAGUAUCUAAGGGAGUUAAACACCCUAGGGUCCCGAGCUUUUUCACAUGAGAGUGUAUUUAUCCCUGAGGAGUCAGAUAAGACCCAUCCAGGACAGACAAUGUCCCAGGAAAACGUUUCAGACAAAGUCAAGAACAUUCAGAAGCAAAUUGGACAUAAUAUCAAAUUUGGUCAGAGACCCCCAUCACUUAGAAAGAGUGAGGGAGAUGAAGGUAGCUCGGAUGAGGAAGAGGUACCACAAAGUCCGUUGAGGGUUCUUGCUCAGGUGGAGAAUGAACCACAGGAGACUGAAGCCAAGGAAAUAGCUGUCAGCCAUGACAAGGUCCAGCACAGAACUCCAGUCAAAUCCCCACGCUCUAAGCGCCCACCUCCCCCUGGCACAAUUGAGUCCAUCAAUCUAGAUGCUGUCCCUCAGUCUGUCCCACGCUUGGACAAUACUGCUGCCAAACACAAACUCUCUGUCAAACCGAAGAACCAGAGGGUAUCUCGCAAACACAGAAGGUUUACACAGGAGUUUCACGAGGAGGAUCUCUCUGAAAUGCAAGAGGAAUAUGAAACACAAAAAGACGAAGAAGUGUUUGAUUUGUCAAGAGAGGAGUAUAACAUUAUCCAUAGCAGCGAAGGAGAUUAUGAACCUACUGAGAAAUCGGUGAGGCGGCAGUUUCAUGAGGAGGAGUUAGAACGCCUUGAGCUUCAGAAGAGGGAACAAGAGGAAGAAAGAAAGAUGGAGGAACAACAAAGGAGAAUCGAGGAGCAGAGGCUAGAAGAAGAAAAGUGGCGUAGAGAGGAAGAGGAAAGACUGCAAAGAGAGGAAGAGGAGAGGAAGCAGCGAGAAGAAGAUGAGAGGAAAAAAAGGGAAGAGGAAGAUAGGAGGAGAGAAGAGGAAGAGCAAAGAUUAAGAAUUGAAGAAGAGCGAAAGAGGCAAGAGGAAGAGAAAAGAAUGCAGAAAGAGGAAGAGGAAAGAAGAGCAGAAGAGAGACGGCAGCAGGAACUUGAGGUGGAGCGUCUCCGUAUAGAAGAGGAAAGAAAAAGAGAGCAGGAGGAGAGGAGAAGAAAAGAGGAAGAGGCAGAACAGCGAAGGAUUCAGGAGUUAGAGGAGAAACGGAAGAGAGAGGAAGAGGAACGUGUCCAUGAGGAGGCUGAGAGGAAAAGACUACAGGAAGAGGAGGAAAAAAAGAGUCAACAGCCAGAAGAGACAGCUGGAGCUUCUGACCCAGAAUGGAAAAGAAAAGCAGAGGAACUGAGAUGGAGAGAGAUGGAGGAGAGACAGAGACCCUUCACUUUCAAGGUCUCCUCAGGCGAGAAGCAGAUACUCUUCCAGAAGGUUAACCUCACUCCGGUUACUCCAACAACUGGCCAACAGGGCGAAACAAUCGCUGAAACCAAGGAGGGAGCAAAAGCUUCUUCACCAGGAUGCACAGAUUCACCAACUCGGUCUUCAUCUCUUUACGUCCCACAUACUGCAAUUCUUGUGACAGGAGCCCAACUUUGUGGAACUGCAGUCAAUCUCGAUCAAAUCAAGGACACAGCCUGCAAGUCACUUCUUGGCCUUUCGGAGGGCAAAAAAGCCAUGGGCACUCAUCCAACCAAGAUCAAGACAUCUCCAGACGAUAAAUAGAAAACCAAAUCCUUUUAUGAGUCUUCCCUAUCUGCAGACCAAUCCAACGCUGCCGUCCUGGCAGAAUGGGCAACUAUCCGAUCCAAAAUUUUUAAAGGUGCUGAAGAGGGAAAAUAUCCCGAAUACCCGGAUCAGAGUCGCAGGCCGAUAAGUGAGGAUCUAAAUACAGUGCCAUUUUCUCACACCAACCUCAGGAAAACCAUGUCAGCGAGUGCUAAGUUUUCCAUCACACCAGCCAGGAAGAAAUUUCCUGAUUCCAACAGGAACUCAGAGUUUUUUGGUCAGGAUGAAGAUGUGAAAGUAGAAUCGGCAUCUAUGGAAACUCCCUUCGUCCAAAAAGUAGAGUUGCUGUCUUUAGGUACCAAGAUCCAGAGCAGGGGAAGCAAGGUUGUUCGCAUCGCAGAUAGUGCUGAAGAAUGCAUGUUUGCCAAAGACCUCCCCUCCUUUCUCGUUCCCAGUCCGCCACAUGGAUCUCCCAAGUCGCAGAGAUCCGAGACUGGCUCCCCAAGUCAGGCAGAAUCAGAAGAUUCAGACACAAAGAAUGAAGGUGAUCAGAAGGAUCAGGGUGGUGAUGAGCAGCCCUCACCGUUUGGAAUUAAACUGAGAAGAACCAACUACUCUCUUCGCUUUCACAAUGAACAAUCAGCAGAGAAGAGAAAGAAAAGGUACAGUGCUGGAGACAGUUUUGAAGGUGUCCCAGUGCCCCUCACCUCCAUUGACCAAGACCCUGAUACUUCUACAGUCUUGGAAAGGUCUAGCCCUGUUUCUCCACAACAAGAGAUUGUUGAAUUUCGUACCUCUGUAGCAUCCAAUAAAGAAUUUCGAAGCAAGUUUAGCAAAAGUACUCUCCCUUUGGUACAUACUGAAGGUGAUAACUUUGCCCCCAAACUUCCACUUUACCAAAAACCAGCUACUUCCCCUAAACCAUCUGAAGGUGCCACUCCUCCACCCUCUCCUCUCCCAAAGCCUGGCAGAAGGACUUCAGGAGACAUUAUUUCACAAAGGACAGGGGAAACAGAACAGAUAGCUACAGAGAAGAGCAGUGACCAUAAAGAAGUUGCAGUAUCUGCUCAAUCCCAGAAAAAUGGACAAGGAGAGGAGUUUAAAGAAAAGAAGUCAUUUUUUCCAUCCAUCAGCAUCCCAUGGAGAGAAAAAACAGAUCGCAGGACAGAACUCAUUAAAAAAGAAAAACCCUCUCUGCAGGCUAGGCACUCUCUGGACAGCUCACGGACACAGGAGAAAGAGGCAGGACCACUUUGGAUCACCCUGGCACUGCAAAAACAGAAAGGCUUCAGAGAACAGCAACAAAACCGCGAGGACAGGAGAAGCCAGAGAGAGGCUAAGCUGGCUGAGAAACAAGCUAGGGACAAAGAAAGCGCUGAAAUGGUCAGUCCCACAGAAGAUAAAGGUAAUGGAAGUUCCAGCCCGCCCAAACCUCAAACAGCAGAUGAGAAUAAAAGACCAGACACACUCCUGGCCCGUUUUGAACGACGCGACAACUUGAAGAAAGCCAAUACCUUGCCCAGUUCAGUCACAGUGGAAAUAACAGACUCAACACCAUCUCCGCCAGCAACAAAGGAUGUGACCAAGCGCUUACCUCCUGGUGACACUACCCAGGUUUCUACCGAGCCAGCCUGGCUUGCCCUAGCCAAGCGUAAGGCCAAAGCCUGGAGCGACUGCCCACAGAUCAUCAAGUGAUACAUUACUACUGACCCAGUGAAAAAGAAAACAAGUCUUUUCUCCUUCAUCCACAUCAGUCAACCAUCACUGCACUCCAGCUCACAUCUGGCUCUGAAUGAAAAGUCCAUAAUAAGCAAUCAGACAUUUACGAAUAAUUGUUUUUUUAAGUUUAACUUUUUUUUUUUUACAACAAAGACAAAAUAUUGUACUAAUAUUCGGACUGGACACAGAUACAGACAUCAAUGCCAACCCAAAUGGGUUUUCAAAAUAGGAUUAUUGCAAUAACAUCCACCAACGGUAUGUUUAUUUAAUUUUGUGUUGCAGCCAAUCAAACAAGCCCUAGAAUCUUCAUCAAGAAGUUGCAGCCCUUUAUAUCUUUGUAGUCGCCAGUGGUCCUGUUAACUGUCUACAAUGCAUGUCAAACUGUUGAUACUAAAUAUUACUAAAACAAAAUAAGCGGUUCACAUUCAGUAUAAAUGUAACAUUUCAAAUAAGUCAAGACAGUUAUUACUUUGGUGACAAUUUUGGGAAGUAUUUCAAGGGCUAACAAUAACAGUGGUUGAAACCAUCAGAAAUCUCUCCUCCCACCUACAAGCAUGUAAAGCGGAGAAACUGUUUUGUAAUUUGGUGGGAUUUUUUUUCUAUGUACACUAAAUUGAGUUGGCACCCAUAGACAUUGUCGUUGGACAAACGUGGUCAUUUUUUUAUUUCUUAACUUAUUAUAUUUGAUAUCUUGGCAAAGUAAAAAGAUCUUCACUGUGUCCGUGACAACUGUGAGUAUUGUCAUUUUAACUAUUGCUUAAAAAUUAUUAUUAUAAUGACACGUCAGCACUGUUUACUCAUGUUAUUAACUAACAUUGAAUUUUUCCUUCAAGUUUCAAUGACAAUAUAGGAUAUAUGCACUUGAGCCAUGCUGUCAGUUGAUGAAAAAAUCUACUUCUUGCAGUGUCCAUACCCGUCUGUUUCUGUAGAACUGCCUGCUUGCUGUAUCAUAACAAUGCUAUCCUUGCGUAGCGUGUGCUAGCAUCACUUUUACAGCUAAUUAACAAAACCCACGACACAACUAAGUGAUGGGAGAUCGGUGUUUCAAAUGCAAUGUCCAAGGGGGGAUUUAGAAAAGAGGUCUAAGCCAAUGAAAUUGCCCCUAACAGAAAAAAGGGAACAUUUUCAGUGAGUGAACGGACUAUACAGACUAUACUGGCAUCACCUCUACGUCCUUGAAUAAGGCAGCUAACCCCAGAUCACUCCAGGGGGGAUUGUCCUUGUAGGUGAACUGUAAGUCGUUCUGGAUAGAAAGCGUUUGCUAAAGGAUGGAAGAUAUUAAAUGGAAACCUUGAUCUCUCAGCAGAGCCAUUGACUCCACUAUCUAAUGUAAUGUAUGUAUGUAGGUAUGUAUGUAUGUAUAGAGGUGAAAUGAAACGGACUGUAUUGAUUUUGGAGAUCUCCUGAACUGCAGUCACGUCACUUUGUUUUUACAUUGGUCGUGUGCAAUAGCAUAGCGCAAACAGUGUUGUAUGUGAUAUGAAACAAAAGGUUUGUUGAUAUUGCACUUAUUUUGUUCACUUUAGAAAAAUCCAUUAAAGAAAAGGUGACGCAAAUGUUAUGAAAUAUGUAGAGAAAAUAAAAGAAAGCUGUUUGAACUCGG